GGAGGCUCUUGCAGAUUGCCAGGCAGAGGAGUGUCAGUUUAAAUCAGUGCUGGUCGCUACACCCUACGUGUGUUUAUGUUUUCAUUGAGCUUGGAUAGGAUUUUUUUCUCUUAUUACUACUUUUUGUGAUCUCAUUGUAUGCACAAGUGGAAUAUUUUGAGGUAUUCCACGCUAAAGAGCCAAGCACAAGGCAUCUUCUGCAGCUGAACUCACCAUGGUUGGCACGGGUGGUCCUGUGGCCACGUUCUCCGUGUGGGACUAUGUUGUGUUUGCGGGUACGAUUGUGGGCGCCGCUGGCAUUGGCCUCUUUCAGGCCUUCCGUGGACGCAAGGAAGCCAGCAGCGCCGAGUUCUUUCUGGGCGGGCGGCAGAUGACAGCGGUACCCGUGGCCAUGUCGCUCACGGCCAGCUUCAUGUCCGGCGUCACCGUCAUUGGCACGCCGGUCGAGGCGUACUUGUACGGAACGUCCUUCUGGCUCUUUGGCAUCAGCUACGUCAUCAUGUCAACCAUCACUGCUGAGAUCUUUGUGCCUCUCUUCUACCGGCUGGGGAUCACCAGCGCCUAUGAAUACCUGGAGAUGCGCUUCAACUGGUACAUUCGCAUAUUUGGGACUUUGAUGUACACCAUUCAGACGAUCCUUUACACCGCUUUGGUCAUCUAUGCUCCGGCUCUCGCUCUGAAUCAAAUCACCGGAAUGGAUCUGUGGGGAGUGCUGGUGGCUACAGGGGCAGUGUGCAUCUUCUACUGCACUUUGGGCGGUUUGAAAGCGGUCAUUUGGACUGACGUGCUGCAGAUGGUGAUCAUGCUUGCGGGUUUUGUGGCCGUCAUAGCGAGAGGGGCCGUGCUUCAAGGAGGUCUGGACAAGAUUUGGGAAGAUGCCAGUCAAGGGGGCAGACUUAAGGCAUUUGACUUUGACCCCGAUCCCCUGAAACGACAUACUUUCUGGAGCAUCCUUAUUGGUGGUAGUGUGACAUGGAUGUCAGUCUACUCUAUCAACCAGUCCCAGGUGCAGCGUUACAUUUCCUGCAAAACACUGCGCCAUGCCAAGAUGUCUCUGUAUGUGAACAUGGCGGGCUUGUGUGUGACUCUGAGUCUGGCCAUGUUGUCUGGCCUCACCAUGUUCUCCAUUUACAAGAACUGCGACCCGUUCACCAACGGUGAUGUCGGUUCCACCGACCAGUUGCUCCCUUACCUCGUCAUGGACAUCUUGGCCGUCUACCCUGGAAUCCCUGGUUUGUUUGUGGCUGCUGCAUACAGCGGGACCCUGAGCACAGUGUCUUCCAGCAUCAAUGGUCUCGUUGCCGUCACCAUGGAAGACUUCAUUCGUUUCAUGUUCAAAAACCUCACAGUGAAGCAGACGUCCUGGAUGAACAUGGGGCUCAGUGUGUUCUUUGGCGCUGUGUGCAUUGGGAUGGCUGGAGUCGCUUCACAGUUGGGAAGCAUUCUGCAGGCAGCUCUCUCCAUAUUUGGCAUGCUGAGCGCCCCACUUUUGGGGCUUUACCUAUUAGGCAUGCUUUUCCCCGCAGCCAACUCAAUUGGAGGCUUUUCAGGAAUGGUUCUGAGCCUGGCGUUGACACUGUGGGUGUGGAUCGGAGGACAGAUCUACCCGCCGACGACAGCAAAGACAAACCCUCUGCCGGUCAGCACCGCGGGUUGCAACAGCACACUCCAGUACAACACGACCACAGCAGCGUCCUGGACCACUCCAGUCACACACACGCCGCAACCCGAUGUGAGGCCUCCUUUGGCAGACUUGUGGUACUCUCUGUCCUACCUCUACAUCGCCUUCCUGGGUACACUGACCACCAUCGUGAUGGGCCUCUUGGUGAGCGUGAUGACAGGUGGCUGCAAGCAAGGCAAGCUAAACUCCCAACUAUUUGUGCGGAAAAGCAACUUGGUGUGUUUCAGAUGCAGCAGUAAAUCACAGGCUUCAGAAAACGGUGUAUCAGAUUUCUACGCGGGAGCCGACAAGUCUGGAUUUGUACACUGUGACCCGACAUGUGGUGAUUUUGUUGAAGCGACCAAACUUUAAGAAGAAUACAGUUGCAUAUCUCCAACAUGUAUUUUAAAUACAUACUGUCGCUUAGUUUUGCAUACAUUUAUUAAGUUACUUGCAAUAUACUAAUCCACCGCGUUAUCUCACUAAAUCUUACCAAGUGGUGGUAUGAAAACAAACGCACAAUACUGCAUUGAUGACAGAACCAUGUUUCAUUUAUUUGAUUACAACUGCUGAUGAUGAUCAUCUAAAUUUCAAAUUCAUUAGUAUUAUGUUAAGUGCACUUUUGUCAGUACAAUUUUUUAAGAAAUAUUUUAUUCAGUUUCAUCACCUACUUUUUAUUUUAAAGGAAAGUGUGCAUUGUUUAACAAGUUGUUUAAAUUGAAAUGCUUGUCAAAUAAAUAUUUUAUUUAUAUACAUAA
Molecule: messenger RNA, 2418 nt
Organism: Phyllopteryx taeniolatus (common seadragon)
Lineage: Eukaryota; Metazoa; Chordata; Actinopteri; Syngnathiformes; Syngnathidae
Gene: slc5a8l
Product: solute carrier family 5 member 8, like
Exons: 15
Coding region: 215-2032 (605 amino acids)
Biological process (GO): propanoate transmembrane transport; sodium ion transport
Cellular component (GO): membrane
Molecular function (GO): organic acid:sodium symporter activity
Source: RefSeq, a predicted model, not a curated record